Molecule: messenger RNA, 1251 nt
Organism: Perca flavescens (yellow perch)
Lineage: Eukaryota; Metazoa; Chordata; Actinopteri; Perciformes; Percidae
Exons: 5
Coding region: 204-965 (253 amino acids)
Biological process (GO): B cell differentiation; B cell receptor signaling pathway
Cellular component (GO): external side of plasma membrane; B cell receptor complex
Source: RefSeq, a predicted model, not a curated record
UGUAUGGAACAUCCCACUCCCCAGUCAGCACUUACAAACUUCUCACAGUAGAAGAAGAAGAAAAAAAGAAGAAAAAACUAGAACUCCUCCCUCCUACCCACACAGACAGUUUUUUUUUUAGUGUCUAGCUCUGUCAUAUGUGCAGACAAACAGCAGACACAUGACGAGUCGGAGACGAAGAAGACCACCUCUCGCAUGUAACAAUGGAAAUGUGGCUGAAACUGUCGACUCUGCUGUUUCUCACAGCCCUGGUGAUAUCUGGUCAAGCUUUUGUGAUUCUGGAUGAAAUGCCAAAAAGAAUGGAAGUUGCUUUUGGUUCCUCUGUGAAUUUCCAAUGCGGCUUGAAGGCUGUGGACGAUAGCAGAUUUUGGGUAAAAUGGUAUUUCAACCCAUCUGGAGCUUCGUUCAAUGAAUCGCACCAAUUCUGUAACAAAUCUGUAAAGCCCUCUAACCAAACAAACCAGGACCUGAGGGAGGAAGAGCCAGACACUCAAUGUUGGAUUAAAUCAAAUGUAACACACCAGGACAGCGGAUGGUACUUUUGCAAAGUCACAAUAGAAAUUCCGUCAUUAACCCAUAAGUGCAGCAAUGGAACAGAAGUAAUUAUUUCAAAGAGUGAAGAACAUACAUCGCACCCGUCACUACCCCUAGUGACAAGCAAACAAGCUACUGUGUCUCACACAUACAACGUCCAUCUCAACCACUGGAUCUGGAUCCUGCUGGGGGUAUCUACUUUCAUCCUGAUUGUCCUGCUGGUCCUAUGUGUCUUGCUGAGAAGAAGACUCCGCAGAAGCAGAGGAGAAGAUCCUAUCUAUGCAAACACUCGUCCUGUGGCCAACAAACAGCCUUCACCUCGGCCGGCGAUGGCCGUGGACAACCUGAAGACGGCUUCUUCCUCUCAAAACCUCCGGAACCCAAGUCCAGGCAGGAGAUACGACGAUGGCAAACAUAGAUACAAACAUUGAAAAAGUCAUGGACCUCACAACCCCUCCUCACAUUUAGUUACGGCCUUUACCUGUCUUUUUUUAUUAUCAUAAUGUUUCCUGGUGUCAUGUGUUUUUGUGGUACAGACUGCUACAGAAUUGGAAAUGUGUAUGUAGCCUUCUUCUCGGAUAUUUGCUGUAAAAUAAAUAGCUAUUAUGAGCCACUAGAUGGCAGAUUGAGGCUAGCAAUGUGUUCAUUCAAAAUGAUCUUUUAUCUUUUCUUUUGUUUGUAUUUCAACUCCUAAAAGUAUUAGAACAUGUUGCCAAC